Engraulis encrasicolus (European anchovy) is the source of this 3350-nucleotide messenger RNA. RefSeq names its product cullin 2 (gene cul2). The record is from RefSeq and is a predicted model, not a curated record. Gene Ontology annotation, biological process: SCF-dependent proteasomal ubiquitin-dependent protein catabolic process; protein ubiquitination. The coding region runs from base 110 to 2368 and encodes 752 amino acids. Gene Ontology annotation, molecular function: ubiquitin protein ligase binding; protein-macromolecule adaptor activity. Lineage: Eukaryota; Metazoa; Chordata; Actinopteri; Clupeiformes; Engraulidae. The transcript is spliced from 21 exons. Gene Ontology annotation, cellular component: SCF ubiquitin ligase complex; Cul2-RING ubiquitin ligase complex.
GGCCUGUGAAGAGGCGUGAGUGAAAGAGAUCAAGCUCCUGUCAGUUGAGGACUUUAAGUUUUAUUCCAACAUCGUGACAUUGGUUGGAGGUUUUACAAGAGAUUACAGAAUGUCCUUAAAACCACGGGUAGUGGAUUUUGACGAGACAUGGAACAAGCUUCUGACGACAAUCAAAGCAGUAGUGAUGCUCGACUAUGUUGAAAGAGCAACCUGGAACGACAGAUUUUCGGACAUUUACGCACUUUGCGUUGCUUAUCCAGAACCUUUGGGCGAGAGACUGUAUACUGAGACGAAAGUAUUUCUCGAGAAUCAUGUUCGUCAGUUGUACAAGAAAGUGCUUGAGUCAGAGGAGAAGCUUCUAGUGAUGUACCACAGAUACUGGGAGGAGUACAGCAAGGGGGCCGACUACAUGGACUGCCUAUACAGAUAUCUCAACACUCAGUUUAUCAAGAAGAACAAGCUGACUGAAGCAGACCUGCAGUAUGGCUACGGAGGGGUAGACAUGAACGAACCACUCAUGGAGAUCGGAGAGCUGGCUCUGGAUAUGUGGAGGAAGCUGAUGAUUGAGCCGCUGCAGGCUGUUCUCAUCCGGAUGCUGCUGAACGAGAUCAAAAACGACCGGUGUGGUGAGGACCCCAACCAGAAAGUGAUUCAUGGGGUUAUCAACUCCUUUGUUCAUGUUGAACAGUACAAGAAGAAAUUUCCACUAAAGUUUUACCAGGAAAUCUUUGAAGGGCCUUUCUUGACGAAGACUGGAGAGUACUAUAAACAGGAGGCCUCCAAUCUCCUACAGGAGUCCACCUGCUCACAGUACAUGGAGAAGGUCCUGGGGCGGUUGAAGGACGAGGAGGUGCGGUGUCGGAAGUACCUGCACCCGAGCUCCUACGGCAAGGUCAUCCACGAAUGUCAGCAGAGGAUGGUGGCCGACCACCUGCAGUUCCUCCACGGAGAGUGCCAGAACAUCAUCCGCCAGGAGAAGAGAGAUGGUGAGGGGGCACGCUUACCCGACAUGGCCAACAUGUACACGUUGCUGAGGGCGGUGUCCAGCGGGUUACCUCACAUGAUCCAGGAGCUCCAGGUGCACAUUCACGACGAGGGCAUCAGAGCCACCAACAACCCCUCACAGGAAAACAUGCCAACGCAGUUUGUGGAGUCUGUGCUGGAGGUCCACAGCAAGUUUGUGCAGCUGAUCAACACAGUACUGAACGGAGACCAGCACUUCAUGAGCGCACUGGAUAAGGCUUUGACCUCUGUAGUGAACAACAGGGAACCAAAAUCCAUCUGCAAAGCUCCUGAACUGCUGGCUAAGUACUGUGACAACCUGCUGAAGAAGUCUGCCAAGGGCAUGACGGAGAACGAGGUGGAGGACAAGCUGACUAGCUUCAUCACAGUCUUCAAGUACAUCGACGACAAAGACGUCUUUCAAAAGUUUUAUGCGAGGAUGCUUGCGAAGAGGUUAAUACAUGGGCUGUCUUUAUCUAUGGAUUCAGAAGAGGCCAUGAUCAACAAACUCAAGCAAGCGUGUGGGUAUGAGUUCACAAGCAAACUGCACAGAAUGUACACAGACAUGAGCGUCAGUGCCGACCUCAACAACAAAUUCAACAACUUCAUCAAAACUCAGGAGACGGUGGUGGACUUGGGCAUCGGCUUUCAGAUCUACGUACUGCAGGCGGGAGCCUGGCCCCUCACGCACGCCUCCUCAUCCACGUUUGCCAUCCCUCAGGAGCUAGAGAAAAGUGUACAGAUGUUCGAGUUAUUUUACAAUCAGCACUUCAGUGGAAGAAAGUUGACCUGGCUUCAUUUCCUCUGCACAGGCGAGGUGAAGAUGAACUACCUAUCGAAGCCGUACGUGGCGAUCGUGACCACCUAUCAGAUGGCGGUGCUGCUGGCGUUCAACAACAGUGAGACGGUGAGCUACAAGGAGCUGCAGGACAGCACACAGAUGAGCGAGAAGGAGCUGCAGAAGACCAUCAAGUCCCUGCUCGACGUCAAGAUGCUCAACCACGACUCCGAGAAGGAGGACAUAGAGACAGAGUCAACGUUUUCACUAAAUAUGAGUUUCACCAGUAAACGAACAAAGUUCAAAAUCACAACGUCAAUGCAGAAAGACACACCACAGGAGCUUGAACAAACUCGGAGUGCCGUGGACGAGGACAGAAAAAUGUAUUUACAGGCUGCAAUAGUGAGAAUCAUGAAGGCAAGGAAAAUCUUGAGACACAACGCGCUUAUACAAGAGGUGAUCAACCAGUCCAAAGCCCGGUUCAACCCCAGUAUCAGCAUGAUCAAGAAGUGCAUCGAGGUCCUGAUCGACAAGCAGUAUAUCGAGCGGAGCCAGAGCUCUGCGGACGAGUACAGCUACGUGGCAUAGUGCACACCGCACCGCACCGGACAGAGGAGAAGAAGAAGAAGAAGAAGAGCAACAAAAGGCAAAAGUGGAACGAAACAAAAAUCUAAUAAAAAUAGACCAUUUAUUAUUAUCAGUUUCUUUUCCUUCCUCCUUCGGCAGCGAUUUGCCAUGGCAACGGCGACCACGACCACGACGACGACGACCCAGAGUUUUGGACGAAGCUUCUCUGGACUUGUGUUCCUCCAUCUUGGAAAAGAAAAACCCCGAAACCGAAAUGGCCAUGGGGUUGCCUGGCAACCACCAGAUGCCACCCGCCCUCCACCCUCCACCCUUCACUCCCCUACCACCCAUCACCACCCAUCACCACCUGGCUCCACUCCACUCCACUCGACCACCCAUCUUCAUUCUCCUGCCCCCUCCCCCUCCCCCAACCCCCAACCCCAAAACGCCCCUGCUGUCUCCUGCAACCCCCCCUCCACCCCCCCCCCCCUCCUCCUCCUCGUCCUACUCCUCUUUUAUGCUGUUUACAACAUCACCAGUGCCACGCCAACGUGCGUCAAUGAGAGAUGCCUAUAGCUACCGGAGUGCAAAUGCUGAUAAAGAAGAAGAAGAAAAAACAAACAAACACCAUUUCUCUGAACCAUUAACUGAACGAAGACAAAAAAAAGCGCGCAACCGAGAGAGAGAGAGAGAACGCAAAAAAGACGAGUAUAAAAAGAGACGCGUUCUGGGAUUCUUUAAAAGGUAUACAAAGCAAGACAUAAAAAAAUUACACAAGAAAACCCUUCAAGGAAGACGAAACAAAACAAAACCAUGCUUUUUUCUCACGUUUGCAGUUGUGUGUGUUUUUUUAAUGUAUCAAAGUAAGAAAAAAUAUUGUAAUAAAACCGGCAUACUGAUAACUGUAUUUACUUCAAAGUGUAAAGACAUUAAAAAAAAGAGAAAACUGAGGUGACAGAUGAUCCUGCUGCUUGUCAAUAAAUAAAAGAAACAGCCAAUGUUA